CGGGUUAAAAAUAAAGUGCGGCGGUCACACUGUCUGACACACUGCAACAAAUUUGUUUUGAAGCUCGGGUUGGAAUCUCCCCGAGAAUCGGGAAAAAUGGGCACCACGGAGCUCCAGCACUCCGUCCACUCGCUGUGUCGCAUCUGCUUGAUCCACAUGGACCAGGAUGAGCGCCAUGAUUUGUUCCGCGCACCAGACCUGGUCAGGAAACUAAUGGCUUGCACUUCUUUGGAGGCGGACCAAAGUGACGGCUUCCCGAAGCACCUCUGCACCCAGUGCUACACCAAGCUAAAUGAACUGCACGACUUCCGGGAACUGUGUACGGCAUCCAUGAAACGCUUCAAGGAAAUAAUGGCCAGCAAAAGGAAUAUACCCAUGGGACUUUUUGAGCCCGUGGCGGAGGAAUCUGAGGCAUUGGGCAGGCAGGAGGAGCAAUCCACCUUUGAUCCCCUGCUGAACCACAAGCUGGAGAUGAUUGACAACGAGGAGGAUGUGUUUAAGAUGCUGGAAACAGUGGACAGGGAACCGGAGGAUCAUGGUAGUGGUCGUAGCAAUGAGUAUUCCUCCAGUGAAGAUGAGGAGGAGAACAAGCCCGCGGCGGAGAGCUUCUCCAGCGCGGACGAGCAGCCCCUGGCCAGUCGAAGGAGGUUACCCAGCGGCGGGCGUCACCUGCACCGCUUGAUUACCUGUCCCAUCUGCCAGCAGAAGUUCAAAAAGCCGUCAAAGUACGAGGAGCACAUGAGGCAUCACAACGACCUAUUGCCUUUUCAGUGCGUGGAGGAAAACUGCCGCAAGGGCUUCACCACAGCAGGUGCGCUGCGUUUGCACGUGGACUAUGCGCACACCAAGAAGGCCGAUGAGAUUCCCUGCACGGUGGAGGGCUGUAGGUUGCUAUUUCCCCGUCUCCGCCUGCUGACCAUCCACCUAAAAAAAGUGCACAACCAGGCGAGGGUGAGUGCUCCGCGGGUUGAGCAGCCUUGCAGGGAGUGCGGCAUGGUCUUCCGCUGCCCAGUGGCUUUAAAGAAGCACAUGUACAAGCACACGGGCGAAGAGCUUCCCUAUCCCUGCAACAUCUGCGGCAAGGGCUUCCACAUCAAUAGUGCCCUUAAGAACCAUCUUCUCCGUCAUGCCGGCAUCAAGAACUAUGUGUGUCCGUACUGCGGAGUGGGAAAGACCACGCGACAGGAAUGGAGCAAGCACAUCCUUACCCACACACAGGAGAAAAAGUUCAAAUGCCAUAUCUGCGAUCAUGCCACCCACACAAAGCGGGCACUGGAUAGCCACGUAAAGAUCGUGCACGAGAAGAUCCGGAAUUUUGCCUGUCAGUACUGCGGGAAAACCUUUGGAAAAUCGCAUGCCUGCAAGAUCCACGAGAUGACGCACACAGGAGAGAAGCGCUGCGAGUGCAAAGUUUGUGGCAAGAAGUUCCUGUAUACGGAGAGCCUUACAAAACACCUUAAAAUCCACGAAAAGAGCGUCGAGAGAGCUCUGGAAACAUAUCGACAAAGAAAGGGAGAGGCGGAUCCUGGAGAAAUCCAAGUGGACGCGGAUCAAUUGCUAAAGGUGUGCGCCGAGUCCGUGGCCACUAUACCGAAGGAUCCUCGGCGCGUGGAGCGAGUGGAUUUGGCCCAACUGGCGGGUACCGUGGUUAAUCCCAUACCCACAGUUCAGAUGCCGCCCACCGAAGUGUCCAUACGGUCGAAGUUCGUCCAGAAGGAGGGCAUGCAUCUGUGUCCCGGCUGCAGCCAGGGAUUCAAUAAUCUGGGCAACAUGAAGCGCCACUACAAGAGCGUCCACGAAAAGGUUAAGGACUUUGAAUGCCGCUUCUGCUCGCGCCGCUUCGCCAACUCGCAAUCCCUGAAGCAACACGAGUGGAUACACACAGGCGAAAAGCCGUAUGAGUGUAAGGUUUGUGGCACUCAUUUCCGCCAGGAAGCUGCUCUAAUCCGCCAUCAAAAAGUCCAUGAUGAAAAGCCGCCAAAGCCUCCAAGACCACCUAAGGAAAUCAGCGAAAGAGCCCGCCAGAAGGCGAUGCAUAAAAGCGAGCGAAGACGGGAGGUGGAGGCUCUCCGGCAGGAGAUUGCUGAGGCCGCCAAGGAGGAGCUCAAGGAUCUGGAAAAACAACGGACACUGGAGAAGCAGCUGAACACCUACGAACAGUAUCAGGCAGCGGCAGUUGGCCAGAAUAAUCCUGAAUCCAUGGAGUCUUGAUCACAGACAUUAGCUUAAGGUUUCCAUUAGGCUUCAAGACUUCCCAAACGAGUGGGAGUGUAAAUUGUUGGUUAAUGUUUAACUACCGCUUAAUUGUUACUCUAGUU
This is a messenger RNA of Drosophila gunungcola (fruit fly), 2318 nucleotides long. Its product is annotated as zinc finger protein 490. Gene Ontology annotation, cellular component: nucleus. Gene Ontology annotation, molecular function: zinc ion binding. The record is from RefSeq and is a predicted model, not a curated record. Bases 97 to 2211 code for a protein of 704 amino acids. NCBI's taxonomy places the organism in Eukaryota, Metazoa, Arthropoda, Insecta, Diptera, Drosophilidae. The transcript is spliced from 2 exons.